AUGACUAAAGUGAUGCUGGCUGCAUCCUUUUGGUCCCUGUUGGAGCCAGCAAUUGAAAUUGGAGAAGGAUUUCUUCCAGCCACUGUUGGAUUCUUCUUUGGAGCUUUAUUUGUGCUCCUGUCAGAUAUCCUUUUGCCAUUUUUGGGCACUACAGGAGACCCAGCCAUUAAUCUAGGAGAAGUGCAUGAUGUGGAGCUGAACUGGGUCAGAAUGGACUUGUCUUCAACUCGAGAAGAUGAUAGGAGGAAGGAGAUGGACCAAUCAAGAUGGAGGAGAAUUCUUCUUCUUAUCCUUGCCAUCACAGUUCAUAAUAUCCCUGAAGGUUUAGCUGUGGGAGUUGGAUUUGGAGCAGUGAACCAGACAGCUUCUGCAACUUUUGAGAAUGCAAGAAACUUGGCCUGGGGAAUUGGGAUUCAAAACUUUCCAGAGGGCUUGGCUGUGUCCUUGCCACUCCAUGGAUCAGGGAUGUCCAAGUGGAAAAGCUUCUUUUAUGGGCAACUGAGUGGAGUUGUGGAACCAUUUGCAGGGGUCCUUGGUGCAUGGGCUGUUGGCUCUGCUCAUAAGUGGCUCCCAUAUGCUAUGGGUUUUGCAGCUGGGGCUAUGGUUUAUGUUGUAGUUGAUGAUCUCAUCCCUGAAGCCCAGACAUGUGGGAAUGGUCGAUUGAGCAGCAUCAUGGUGGUCAUUGGGUUCCUCACCAUGAUGGCUCUUGAUUGUCUGUUGGACACAGAUGCACGAAAGGGUGGGAGUAAAGGGAUCCUCAAGAAGAACAUCCAACCCAUGGCUGGGCAUCCUCUUCUUGCUUGGGCUGUCCAUGCAGCUAAAUCUGUCUUGCGUCUGUUUUCUCCUCCUCCUCCCCAUCUUUCAACUAUUGCUCACAAGUUUGGGAUGAGGUUUGAUUCUGUGUGGGUCUCUACGGAUGAGGAGGAGAUAGGGGAGGUUGCGAGGGAAUACGGGGCAUGUGUUCAUUGGAGGGAUCCCCAGACAGCCACAGAUUCCUCCUCUUCUCUCUCUGCAACCCGGGAGUUCCUUCAAAAACAUCCUGAGGUGACCGUGGUGUGCCUAAUCCAAGCAACAUCCCCAAUGGUUCUACCAAAAUAUCUGGAAGAAGCAUGUGAUCUGAUUCUGAAAGGAAACUGGGACUCAGUCUUCUCCGUCACCCGCCUUCAUAAGUUCAUCUGGAAGGAAGUUUCAAAGGGGCAGGCAACGGAACCGGUGAACUUUGACCCAAUGCAAAGACCCCGUCGACAAGACUGGCCAGGGAUGCUUGUUGAGAAUGGCAUGUUCUACAUGAGUUCCUCACAGGGCAUCCUCUCCUCUUCUUUCCAAUCUGGAAGGGUGACAUAUGUUGAGGUUCCAGCAGAGUUGAGCUUGGAGGUGGAUACCCCUUAUGAAUUCUUGCUGGCUGAGGAAACCAUCUUCUUCCUUGAAGAAGUCCUCAUUAAAGAGGGUCCAGACAUGAAACAGCGAUUUAGCAAGUUUGCAACAGGGGAGAGGGAAGUCAACAGACGUUCCCACGCUCCCAAUGCCCACUCCACUGUUAAUUACUCAAGACCAAUUACUAAUUUUAACAUGGCAGCAGGCAUAACACAUGUUCGAUUGGCUGAAGAACGAAAAAGAUGGAGGAAAGACCAUCCGUUUGGAUUUGUUGCUCGUCCAUCCACAAAUCCUGAUGGUUCCAUGAAUCUUAUGAAUUGGGAAUGUGCCAUACCAGGGAAGAAGGGAACACCAUGGGAAGGAGGGCUGUACAAGCUGAGAAUGAUUUUCCGAGAGGAUUAUCCCUCCACCCCUCCCAAAUGCAAAUUUGAACCUCCAUUAUUUCAUCCAAAUGUCUAUCCAUCAGGAACCGUCUGCCUCUCACUGCUGGAUGAAGAAAAGGAUUGGCGUCCUGGCAUCACCAUCAAGCAAAUACUACUUGGCAUUCAGGAGUUGCUGAAUGAGCCAAACAUCCGUGAUCCAGCUCAGGCAGAAGCCUACACCAUCUAUUGCCAGAACAGGCUGGAGUACGAGAAGCGAGUGCGAGCCCAGGCACGAGCCAUGGCCCCGAAUGAAUGAAUCCUUUUGGCAUUCUGUUAAUUACAUCCCAUGUUCUUAACUUUGGUCGAGAAAGUUCAAAAGAUUUUUUGCAUGUGAGUGUGUUGUACUAGGGCUAGCUCAUUUCAAUUUGUGAUUCAUUCUUGUCUCAUCCCUUUUGUGCAUUUGCAGCCUAUGCUAGUAAAAGGAAUCUUCCUUGUUUAUCAGAGAGUAAUGUUUGUAUGGCCUCAUUUUCUUCCAGACCAGAAUUGGCUCAUCUCUACCUUAAUUUUUGAGAAUUCCAUUCUUUGUCCUGAGUCGUGCAUAAGUUUGAAUAAAGGGAACACUUGAAUUGAGAAA
Molecule: messenger RNA, 2370 nt
Organism: Darwinula stevensoni
Lineage: Eukaryota; Metazoa; Arthropoda; Ostracoda; Podocopida; Darwinulidae
Source: the annotation of a GenBank genome assembly